AUGGUAGCCGAAAGUACCGUUAUCUGUGUCGACGACAGCGAGUAUAUGCGCAACGGUGACUUCCUUCCGAAUCGCCUGCAAGCGCAGGAGGACGCUGUAGGCAUCGUCUGCCAAUCCAAGACUCAGUCGAAUCCGGAGAAUAACGUCGGCCUGCUCACGAUGGCCGGACCGCAAGUUUUGAACACCCUCACCACAGACGUGGCACGCCUGUUGUCCAAGCUGCACCAAGUGCAACCCAAGGGCAACAUCAACUUCAUCACGGGCGUACGCAUCGCCCAUCUCGUGCUCAAGCACCGCCAGGGUAAGCAGAACAAGAUGCGUAUCGUGGUCUUCGUCGGCAGCCCCCUGGAGAUCAGGACGACGGACCUUGUCUCUCUCGCCAAAAGCCUCAAGAAGGAGAAGGUGAGCGUGGACGUCGUCAACUUCGGCGAGGUAGACGCGAACACGGAGAAGCUGGAGAGCUUCAUCAGCACGCUCAACGGCGAAGAGGGCACCGGCUCUCACCUGGUCACAAUUCCGACGGGGCGCGAUACCCACCUGUCCGACGCGCUCGUCAGUUCCCCGGUGGUCCAGGGCGAAGAUGGCAUGGUAAUCGUGCCCUCCGGCUCUGGAGGCUUUGAGUUCGGCAUCGACCCAAACGAUGACCCCGAGCUCGUACUGGCAUUGCGCGUAUCUAUGGAGGAGCAGCGCCAACGCCAGGAGGAGGCCAGGCGGGCAGGGGCCGACUCAGUACCCAAGGAUGCGAGCAUGACUCCACAGCUGCCCCCAGUUGACGAAGUGGCUGUGGUAUCUAGCGAAGAAAGGCUUCUGGAGCGAGCGCUUGCCAUGUCCAUGGAGACCGAUCCUGCUCCGGCCACGGCAAAAUCUACCACUCCCAACUUUUUCCCAGACAUUGCGGCGAUGACGGAGGAAGAACAGUUCGCGUUCGCUGUACAAAUGUCCAUGCAGCAGCAGGCCAAGUCUCCUGACGACGUGGUCACAGAGCUCCCAGCCGCGGCUGCUCGCGAAGGGGGUAAGACGGAUGAGUGCAAGAAGAAAGAGCAGGAGAAGAAGGAAGAGCAGGAAAAGAAGGAAGAGCAGGUGAAGGAAGAGCAAGAAAAGAAGGAAGAGCUGGGAAAGAAAGAGGAACCGGAAAAUAAAGAGGAUGAAAACAAACAGGCAGGGACUGAGGAAAAGGGAGAGUAUGAGAAUAAGGAAGAGACCGCCAAAAAGGGCAAGUCCGAGGAGUCCAACAAGUGA
Molecule: messenger RNA, 1239 nt
Organism: Rhipicephalus microplus (southern cattle tick)
Lineage: Eukaryota; Metazoa; Arthropoda; Arachnida; Ixodida; Ixodidae
Product: 26S proteasome non-ATPase regulatory subunit 4
Biological process (GO): proteasome-mediated ubiquitin-dependent protein catabolic process
Cellular component (GO): cytosol; proteasome regulatory particle, base subcomplex; nucleus
Molecular function (GO): polyubiquitin modification-dependent protein binding
Source: RefSeq, a predicted model, not a curated record